Molecule: messenger RNA, 824 nt
Organism: Mya arenaria
Lineage: Eukaryota; Metazoa; Mollusca; Bivalvia; Myida; Myidae
Product: sarcoplasmic calcium-binding proteins II, V, VI, and VII-like
Exons: 7
Coding region: 1-741 (246 amino acids)
Molecular function (GO): calcium ion binding
Source: RefSeq, a predicted model, not a curated record
AUGUCUUCAAUGGAGCUGAGCCCGUUCCAGAAAGAAAAACUCCAGUAUUACUUCAACUUCUUUGUAUUUUCAGAUUCUGAUGGUAAUGGCUCGCUGGAACUGAGCGAUCUGAACGGGUUCAUGCAGGAAAUGUACUCGUUCACUGGUUGGGAUCCGGACUCGCAGAAGGCCCGCGAAUGUUACGAGGUGCACGAGUGUUUCUUCGCCACGCUCAUGGAGAAGGCCGACAAGGGAGCCAAUCAUAUCAACCUGAAUAAGUGGUACCGGCUGUGGGAGCAGCUGAUCCCCGGAUGUACUACCAUGUCCAACUUUCCCAUCUGGCUCAUUCUCCUUCCCAAGUCACUCUUCCGUAUCAUUGACAAGAAUGAGGAUGGCAAGAUCGAUCACAAAGAGCUGGCUAACUUCUACGUCCAGUUUGUCGGCAUCGCGCAAGGGAACGUCGAUGACCUCGUCGAUUACGCCAUGGAGCAGAUGACAGACUACGGGCGAUACCCACUGACUCUGGCCAGCUACAAUCAGAUCUUUGCCAACUUCCUGAUCGGACGUACUCCCUACGGUCCGGGGAGGUUUAUUUUCGGCUGUUUCGAGCACAUGGUCCAGCGUACUGGGUACACACUUAUACAGGGGCCGCCCGAGAACAUUCAAGAUCCCCUGGCGGAAUUCAAAAAGCUGCAGAUUGCCCAGCACUCUCCAAGCACUCCCAACUCCAUUGUGAAGGUGAAGUUUUUCCGGGCCGCGUGAAACGUGCUGUACUUAACCACUCGCGGAUAUAACGUGCACGCUACCGCGUUUAUGGUGCUACGACCACUUCGUGCUUGACAUUC